CAGUACAUUUCUAAUAAGUCAAUGUCAGUUAUAGAACUUACCCUCGGUAUGUUCUGUGGUUAAGUUAAAAAUUGAGGUUAAGUUAAAGUAAAGAUUUGCUAUUUUCAUGUACAUUAAAACCCCGAAAAUAAUAAUAAAGUAUGUCUGAUCGUAUGCCUAAAAUUGAUUUCAGCAAAAUUAAUAAGACAGACCUGAAUUUUAUAAAAGAAAUUGAAAAAAUUAAUCAAGAGAGAGUGCAAAAGUUGAAGAAUUUGAGAAAAAGAAAUUUAAUUACAGCUGGUCUUAUAACCGUGGGCAUUUUCAGUAUAUAUGGGUAUUCCAUGUUAGCUGUAAGACAGGAAAGAUUUUUGGAUGAUUUUGACGAGCCAGUUAAAACUACUCAAUAAUGAUUACUCCAAGAAAGCAUAUUCGUUUACCUCCUUUACCUACUAUUAGAGAUUUAGUUAAGUUAUAUCGUAUUCGAGCACUUCGUCAGUUAUCUCAAAAUUUUUUAAUGGAUGAGAGGAUUACUGAUAAUAUUGUUAAAGCUGCUGGAAAAUUAAGAGAUCAUCAUGUUUGUGAAAUUGGUCCUGGACCAGGAGGUAUCACUAGAUCAAUAAUAAAAAAGCAACCUAAGAAAUUGAUUGUAGUUGAAAAAGAUCCCAGGUUCCUUCCUACAUUGGAGCUAUUGCAAGAAUGUUGUAAAGAUUUUACUGAUUUUCAAAUAGAAAUUGAUGAUAUCAGAAGUUACAAUUUCGAGACUGGUUUUAAAGAAGCUCCAAAACAUGAUUGGUUUGAGGCACCACCUCCAGUUCAUCUAAUAGGUAAUUUACCUUUCAGUGUUUCUACAAAUCUCAUCAUUAGAUUUCUACAGUCAAUAUCUGAGAAAAAUUCAGCGUGGACCUUCGGAAGAUCAUCAAUGACUUUAACAUUUCAAAAAGAAGUUGGGGAAAGAAUGGUGGCGCCUAUUAUGGACAAACAAAGAUGUCGUUUAUCAGUAAUGUGUCAAUUAUGGUGUGAAGUUCAAUAUAAAUUCACCAUACCCGGUAAAGCAUUUGUACCAAAACCAGAUGUCGACGUUGCUGUAAUGACUCUUGUUCCAUUGAAAUAUCCUCUAGUGGAUCUUCCAUUCAAAAUGGUUGAAAAAGUUCUAAGAACCAUUUUUAAUAUGAGGCAGAAGUAUUGCAUACGAGGAAUUGAAAAACUGUUUCCAGAACAUCUGAGAACUGAUCUAGGCGUCAAACUUUGUAAACUAGCUGAUAUUGAGACCACUACAAGACCAUUUCAAAUAAGUAAUGAAGAAUUCGUGAGAAUAUUGUAUGCUUACAAGGUCAUUUGUGAGGAUCACCCUGGAUUAGAGCAGUAUGAUUUUAGAGCCGCUAAAAUACCACUGAUGGAGUAGCAAAUGUAAUAUUUUUCUAGAUUUUGUUUUAUGUAGAGAAAUAAAACAAUUUGACGUUAAUUUAA
Messenger RNA from Diorhabda carinulata, 1446 nucleotides. RefSeq names its product dimethyladenosine transferase 1, mitochondrial (gene mtTFB1). Gene Ontology annotation, molecular function: mitochondrial transcription factor activity; rRNA (adenine-N6,N6-)-dimethyltransferase activity. Bases 386 to 1381 code for a protein of 331 amino acids. NCBI's taxonomy places the organism in Eukaryota, Metazoa, Arthropoda, Insecta, Coleoptera, Chrysomelidae. The record is from RefSeq and is a predicted model, not a curated record. Gene Ontology annotation, cellular component: mitochondrial matrix. Gene Ontology annotation, biological process: rRNA methylation; transcription initiation at mitochondrial promoter. The transcript is spliced from 4 exons.